Molecule: messenger RNA, 1476 nt
Organism: Capronia epimyces CBS 606.96
Lineage: Eukaryota; Fungi; Ascomycota; Eurotiomycetes; Chaetothyriales; Herpotrichiellaceae
Exons: 1
Coding region: 1-1476 (491 amino acids)
Molecular function (GO): FAD binding
Source: RefSeq, a predicted model, not a curated record
AUGGCAUCGAACAAUGGCGCUCAGGCUCCCACUCCAACACAAACACAAGUCCUUGUCGUUGGAGCCGGGCCCGUCGGCGCUUUCACGGCACUGCUGCUAGCCCACAGUGGGAUCCAAGUGACUCUAGUCGAGGCCAAUUCCGACGUCGACAGCUCGCCUCGUGCCAUGGCCUUCCAGCCCUGUGCGCUGGCCGAGCUGGUCGAAGCCGGCAUCUACGACGAGGUGCUGGAGCAUAGUGUCCGGGACGCCGUCAUCUCGUGGUGGCGGGCCGGCCUGGGCGCGGAGAAGAAGCACGUCGCUACCAUCGCCACCAAAGAAGGUCGAGAGCCGUUUCUGACAGGCCUGAACUGCGCCCAGUCGGUAGUGACCAAAAUAUUACUCUCGCACCUGGCCAAAGAACCCUCUGCGAGCAUCCACUUUGGCCAUCGCGUGGUCGGCGUGGUCGAAAAGGAGGGAGAGGAAGAUGGCGAUGGCGACACCAACAGGCAAGUGGUCGUGACGCUCGAACACACACUCCCACAACCCAAGACAAACCAUUUGGACGAAGUAGAAGUAGAAGCACAAGCAGCAGAAAAGAACCAGACGCUCCAAACGCAGAUCCGAGCCAGCUGGCUCGUCGGCGCUGACGGCGGACGCAGCACCGUGCGCACAGCGGCAGGGAUCGCAUUUGAGGGCUUCACGUGGCCGAAGGAAGAAUUCGUCGCGACAAACGUCUACUACCCGUUCGAGCAAUAUCAGUACACGAACCGCAACUUCAUCAUCGAUCCCGUCCACUGGGCGAUCGUGGCCAAGAUCAACAACGACGGCCUCUGGCGCGUUGCGUACGGCACGACCCCGAACCUCACCGACGCACAGAUCCACGCCGAGCUGCCCCAGCACUACAAGUACAUCCUCCCCGGGCCGGGGACGGACUACCGCCUCGAGCGCGUCUCCAAGUACCGGCCACAUCAACGCUGCGCCGCGACGUUCCGCAAGCCGAACAGCCGCAUCUUGCUCGUCGCCGACGCGGCGCACCUGAACAACCCGAUCGGCGGCCUCGGCUUGACCACGGGCAUCCUGGACGCCGGACCCAUGGCGCGCGCAUUGAGCGCCGUCAUCCAGCGCCGCGGCCCGGAGUCGCUGCUCGACACGUGGAGCGACCUCCGCCGCCGCACGUGGUGGGAACAGACGAACCGCCAGUCGAUCGAGUUCGAGCGCAUCGCCCAGCAGGGCGGCUACGGCCUGGACCCCAGUCACAUCUGGGACCACGACGAAGUUGCCCGCGAGCGAGGCAUGUUGCACCACAUCGCCCAUGCGACGCCCGACAUGCGAGAAAAAGACGAGGCCUUGAACGAGGCCCUAAAAGUCCCUGAGAACCAGAGAGCCGCGAGGAGGAGGGUCUGGGCCCUGGCCAUGCCUCCGGACUGGAUGGCCGACUUUGAAGACAGCGCGGUCGUGGACCGCCGGCGGAAGCUGCGUCCCGAGUCGUGUCAAUAA